Protopterus annectens (West African lungfish) is the source of this 2050-nucleotide messenger RNA. RefSeq names its product neuropeptide FF receptor 1-like. Lineage: Eukaryota; Metazoa; Chordata; Ceratodontiformes; Protopteridae. Gene Ontology annotation, biological process: G protein-coupled receptor signaling pathway. Gene Ontology annotation, molecular function: peptide binding; neuropeptide receptor activity. The coding region runs from base 1 to 999 and encodes 332 amino acids. The record is from RefSeq and is a predicted model, not a curated record. Gene Ontology annotation, cellular component: membrane. The transcript has 2 exons.
AUGGCGGCCAUUCCGCUUUCUCAGUUCGAGCUCCACAGCAGAUUGAUAUGCUGCUGUGAAGCGGCAGACUCAUUCUUCUCAGCUCUUUCUCCAAUCAGGGUACUGAUAUUCCACUGCAUAGUUUACCCUUUCAGACAGAAGCUCAGUCUCUUCAAGGCUACUACGACUAUCGGUGUGAUAUGGCUGCUGGCCAUUGUUAUUAUGUGCCCAUCAGUUGCCUUGCUCACUGUUGACCACAUGAAGGACCAUUACAUGGUAUACAAUGAAAACUAUAACCAUACAUAUCCUCUCUACACAUGCUAUGAGGCAUGGCCAGAUGGGGAAAUGCGGAAGGUGUACACCACAGUGCUUUUUGCACACAUUUAUGUCACACCUCUAAUGCUUAUACUUAUUAUGUAUGGCAAGAUAGGCCUCAAACUAUGGAGUUCAACUAUGCCAUUGCCUAGUGAAAAUGCAGGGACGAACCAAGACAGACGAGCUCCUAUCUCCAAGAAGAAAUCCAGGGCUAUCAAAAUGCUCAUCAUUGUUGCAUUGCUUUUCAUGCUGUCAUGGCUGCCCCUCUGGACUCUCAUGCUACUUGUGGAUUAUGCCAGUCUGGAUGAUGACAGCCUUAAUCUGCUCACUGGCUACCUGUUCCCCUUUGCUCAUUGGCUGGCAUUCUCUAAUAGUACUGUUAAUCCAAUCAUAUAUGGCUAUUUCAAUGAAAACUUCCGUCGAGGUUUCCAAGCAGCCUUCAGUUUCCGGUUGUGCUCCCUCAAGUUGGACCACAAAGAUACAUAUUCAACAAGAAUGUCAGGCCAUAAACACUUUGGAAUGAGAAACAAAGUGUCUUCAGAAGUGGAGUCCUCCAAUUCUGGAGUUUCCAGAAACACAAAGAACAACAGCUUCUUUUUCUCAGGCAACAGUCAGCAGAGACAUCAGGGACUUGGCUUAGAAGACAUUGGCAGAAUAAGUACAAACAGUGAAGUCAUGAGAGCAUGGGAGAAUCAAAGAAAUUGACCUCAUCCUCAAGGACUUCUACAUUUUGCUUCAAGCAAGGCUAAAAAAGAGUUGUCAUGGCAGAUGAUUCUUCUUUUUGUUCAGGAUAUAAUAUGAAUAACAAUCUCAAAAAACAAUGACCUGUAUGUACAUAUUGUACAAUUGAUUGCUAGACUCUCAGGUUUUCAUUCUUUCAUCUACCUUAUUCAAACAAGAAGACCCACUGUGCAAUGUAUAUUAGUUAUUACUUUCUUCAGUUGUUAUUAUCAUUAAGAAAGUGACAAAAAGACCGUUUGUUUGCAUUUAUUUCUUCUGAUUAUCAGCAAGCUGACAGCUAGAAAGGAUGGUGAGAUGGAAAAACUGUGUCCUUAACAACAGACAGGUGCAAGUAUGAAUGUACCUAAAUGCAUGACUUGUGAAGAAAAAAAAUGCAUGUAAUUUAUAAAUGUUACAGUGAAAUUAAUUGAGUCUUUCUUUUCAGUACAUACCUGCUUACGUUUCAGCCAUUUGUUUUCCUUGAGCACUUAUGUGAGGUAGGGGUACUGCACACAACAGAAUCAUAACCUCUCUGCACUGCCAUUUUCUCACACAGACCACCUGAAGCUGCUGGCUCCUACAACCUGUAGCCAUAGAGUUUCUACAAGUCAUGGUCCUGCUGUUCCCCAUGGUCGCUUGUCUAUUGUUCUUUACCAAAUACAUUUUCAUGGCAAAUAAGGGAGGAUAAGAAGGAAGCCUGAUCUAAUAAUUAACAUGGAAAAAGUAUAGUUUAGUCCUUUUUUCUAUGAACACUAUAAUUAGUUGCUAAACAAAAAGAAAAGCUUUCAUUUUCUGAAAUUCUCUACCCUUGCCACCCCUCACCCCCAAUCUACUAACAACUACUACUAUUUCCUAAAAUUACAGUCUCAAUGUCAUACAGCAGUAAGCUGGAAUCCAUGCUCUCUCAUGCCACAGUCAGUACUCCUGACAAAGAGGAGAUUGCAAGCACAAACACCACCCCACCCAUAUCACAAAGCCAAGCACAACACACACCCACCUAUGCAAACUUAUCUAAACAACAGAGACCCCAUCCGAA